Bubalus bubalis (water buffalo) is the source of this 2686-nucleotide messenger RNA. RefSeq names its product gamma-glutamyltransferase 7 (gene GGT7). The coding region runs from base 204 to 2084 and encodes 626 amino acids. The record is from RefSeq and is a predicted model, not a curated record. Lineage: Eukaryota; Metazoa; Chordata; Mammalia; Artiodactyla; Bovidae. The transcript is spliced from 15 exons. Gene Ontology annotation, cellular component: plasma membrane. Gene Ontology annotation, molecular function: glutathione gamma-glutamate hydrolase. Gene Ontology annotation, biological process: glutathione catabolic process.
GCCGGGUGCAGGCUGAUAACGCUAAGCAGGAGGGGACUGGUCAAAUCCCGACACCUGGGUCAGGGUUUGAGGCGCCCCCUCCCGGCCAUCCAGGAGCUCAGGCCCCGCCCUCCUCCUCCCCCGGCCCCCCCAUCCCCACCCCCGCCCAGCCCCCGCCGCAGCACUUCCGGCAGGCGCUGCGCUGCUGGGGGGCGCGGGCGAGGAUGGCGGCGGAGAACGAGGCCAGUCAGGAGAGCGCCCUGGGCGCUUACUCGCCGGUGGACUACAUGAGCAUCACCAGCUUCCCGAGGCUGCCGGAGGAUGAGCCGGCGCCCGCGGUCCCUCUGAGAGGCCGCAAGGACGAGGAUGCCUUCCUGGGAGACCCGGAUACCGACCCGGACUCCUUCCUGAAGUCGGCGCGGCUGCAGCGGCUGCCUUCGUCGUCGUCGGAGAUGGGCAGCCAGGACGGGUCGCCGCUGCGAGAGACUCGCAAAGAUCCGUUCUCCGCGGCGGCGUCCGAGUGCUCCUGCCGCCAGGAUGGGCUCACGGUGAUCGUCACGGCCUGUCUCACCUUUGCCACCGGGGUCACUGUGGCGCUUAUCAUGCAGAUCUACUUCGGGGACCCCCAGAUCUUUCACCAGGGCGCUGUGGUGACUGAUGCCGCCCGCUGCACAUCGCUGGGCAUAGAGGUGCUCAGUAAACAGGGAUCCUCCGUGGACGCGGCUGUCGCAGCGGCGCUGUGUUUGGGGAUCGUGGCUCCACACAGUUCUGGUCUGGGCGGUGGGGGAGUGAUGCUGGUACAUGACAUCCGACGAAAUAAGAGCCACCUAAUUGAUUUCCGGGAGUCUGCACCUGGGGCUCUCAGGGAAGAGGCCCUGCAGAGAUCCUGGGAGACCAAGCCCGGGCUCUUGGUGGGGGUUCCCGGAAUGGUGAAGGGGCUACAUGAAGCUCACCAGCUCUAUGGCAGGCUGCCAUGGUCUCAAGUCCUGGCCUUUGCCGCAGCUGUGGCCCAAGAUGGCUUCAACGUGACCCAUGAUCUAGCCCAAGCCCUGGCCGAACAGCCACCACCCAAUGCGUCUGAUCGCUUCCGUGAGACGUUCCUGCCGAUGGGCCACCCGCCACUACCUGGCUCUUUGCUGCGACGGCCUGACCUGGCAGCUGUGCUGGAGGUGCUCGGCACCUACGGCCCCGCCGCCUUCUACGCAGGUGGCAACCUCACGCUGGAGAUGGUGGCCGAGGCUCAGCACGCAGGGGGUGUCAUAACUGAGGAGGACUUCAGCAACUACAGUGCCCUCUUGGAGAAGCCUGUGUGUGGCGUGUACAGAGGCCACCUGGUUCUCAGUCCCCGACCCCCACACACAGGCCCUGCCCUCAUCAGUGCUCUCAACAUCCUCGAGGGCUUCAAUCUCACCAGCCUGGUAUCCCGGGAGCAGGCUCUUCACUGGGUGGCAGAGACCCUGAAGAUUGCAUUAGCUCUGGCCAGCAGACUGGGAGAUCCCAUCUACGAUUCUACCAUCACUGAGAGCAUGGAUGACAUGCUCAGCAAAGUGGAGGCUGCCUACUUCCGGGGCCAGAUCAAUGACUCCCAGGCAGCCCCUGUCCCACUCCUGCCCAUCUAUGAGCUCAAUGGGGCUCCAACGGCUGCCCAGGUGUUGAUCAUGGGCCCUGAUGACUUCAUUGUGGCCAUGGUCAGCUCCCUGAACCGACCCUUUGGCAGCGGCCUCAUCACCCCCUCGGGGAUCCUGCUCAACAGCCAGAUGCUGGACUUCUCUUGGCCCAACAGGACUGCUAACCACCCUGCACCCAGCCUGGAGAACUCGGUGCAGCCAGGGAAGCGGCCACUGUCUUUUCUGCUGCCCACUGUGGUCCGGCCAGCAGAAGGACUCUGUGGAACCUACCUUGCCCUGGGGGCCAAUGGAGCUGCCCGGGGCCUCAGCGGCCUGACCCAGGUACUGCUGAACGUCCUGACCUUGAACCGGAACCUGAGUGACAGCCUGGCCCGUGGUCGCCUGCACCCAGACCUGCAGACCAACCUCCUGCAGGUGAGUUCACAGAGGAAGAGAUUGAGUUCCUGGAAGCCAGGGGUCACCACGUGGAGAAGGUAGAUGUCUUAUCCUGGGUCCAUGGCAGCCGGAGAACCAAUAACUUCAUCAUCGGUGUGAAGGACCCUCGGAGCCCAGAUGCAGCCGGAGCUACCAUCCUGUAGAGCAGCGGGGUGGGGCGGGAGUCUCUGCUCCCUGCCUUUGCAUGUUCCUAGAGUCCCUCCUUCUCCCAGGUUUGGUCUCAGAGGGACCCCAGGGAUGCCCCAGAUCAGGGGCCAGAGGGGAUGCUUAGCAAACCCUAUCCCAGAGUAACAGGAAAAUUCUCCAUCUGGAGGCCUGUGGUGGUGGCAGUGGUGGUGGCAGUGUCCACAGGACCUUGAGGAGUCAGACUGUCUGUCUCCUUUCCCUCAGCCAUGCAGGCCCUGAGCUUAGGGAUGUGCUUGCAAACCCUUUUCAAGAGUCCUCACCACCCCAACAUUGCCAGUUGGGCCUGACCUGGCCUUGUCUUCCAGCUCCUUUCUCGUGUCCCCAGCCUCAUUUCUUAAAUGACUAGGAUUUUUUUUUAAUGGACCAUCCUAGGGAAGUGAGCGGGGGAGGGCUCUUCUCCUCCUCCCAUCAGGUUGAGGUGGGGGCCUUACAUCUGGGGGGCCCCAGGGUAUGGGGUA